Molecule: messenger RNA, 2548 nt
Organism: Haliotis rufescens (red abalone)
Lineage: Eukaryota; Metazoa; Mollusca; Gastropoda; Lepetellida; Haliotidae
Product: L-amino-acid oxidase-like
Exons: 8
Coding region: 376-2070 (564 amino acids)
Biological process (GO): amino acid catabolic process
Molecular function (GO): L-amino-acid oxidase activity; polyamine oxidase activity
Source: RefSeq, a predicted model, not a curated record
GUCACCAUAGUUGUCAACAACUCUCACAUAGCAACAUCUCACCCUCGAUCAUAUAUCGAAAGAUUGUUUCUUUUUUCAGAGGACGUGGUUGUUGAUACUUAUGUGAUAAUUAUGCGACAUCUCAACAGCCUGUGCAGGGGCCAGAUAUGUAACUGGAUCUACUAGCCUGUUUUAACAAGCUUGAGUAAUCUCGAAUUGAUGCAACUUUUUCGUCAUUGGACACAUAAGUCAUGUGACUAUGACCUGACACUCACGAAUCGCAUCUAGGUCACUUGCCCGGGUGAAAAACACCUCGCUCUUCGCAAAGAAUAUGGUGAAUGCUUAACCGUGGGAAUUAACUGACAGGAUAUUAGAAAUCAAGAAAAACAGUCAGCUAUGGUUUCCAAAGACCCAUUCCUGGAGCGACGCUGUGGACCAUGCCGGAUGUUGACGGUUGUCAUGGUGGUCCUCCUUAGUGCCACCAUCGUGGUCAGCGCCACGCUUAUAGCUACAACAUUUCCAGUUGGUGCAUCCAUUAACAAGAAGUUAACUGUUGGAGUUUCUUCAGACGCCUACUGUCUCGACAUCGCCGUGAUCGGCGGCGGCAUGGGAGGCGCCUACACGGGGUGGAGACUUAAGGACAGAGGUCACACAAUAUCCGUGUUCGAGUACUCGGACCGAGUCGGGGGGAGAAUCUUCACAGCUAAAGUUCCUACAGUUGCAGGCACGUACGUGGAGUUAGGAGGAAUGAGGUUUAAAUCCGGGGCUCACCCAAUAUUGAAUAGAACAGUGACGUCGCUGGGACUAAACAUCAUACCAUUUUCCUUCGGGUUUGGAAAUGCAGAUGAGACGAUCUGGUACACACGUGACACACACAUGCGCAAUACGGACCUUGGAACAAACAAGACACCCUUCAACCUCAACAAAGAAGAACAGAAGGAUCCUGAUACAUUAUUGUGGGAGCUGUUCAAGAACAACGUCAACAUCACCGAUACCUACCCCAGUCUGGAGCAAAUGUACUCCCUCACCACCUCGGAUGGAACGCCACUGUACCACAUGUCGUACGACAACUUCCUUGGACAAUAUGCCAGCAGGGAAGCCUACAAAUACGAGCUGGACACCAGUGGAUGGGCUGACGCUGUGGGUAGACAGGGGGCUCUCCACGGACCAAAGGUGUUUCUGUCAUACCCCGGGAAUACAGGACCAUCUGAAGGAUACAAGACAAUCGAGGGGGGAAUGAGCAAGGUUCCACAGACUCUCAUGGAGAAAUUCCUCGAGGCCAGCACAAAACACGAGCUCCACCUGAACCACCAACUGAUGAAGAUAGAGAAGAGACAGGCUGGAGGAUACAACCUCGGGUUCAGAAAGACUCAGACAACAGACGGAAUCACAACUCCUGUACAGACAGGUGACCCUAAUGUGGUGAUGUGUGCGAGGAAGGUAGUAUUGGCUGUCGAGCGGGAAUGCAUUCAGGAUAUUGACUUCCCUGGUUUCAAGGACAACCCGGAGAUUGUGAAGAACCUGGACUCUGUUUUCUCAUAUCCAGCUGGUAAAAUCUUCCUUGCCUACAACACCACGUGGUGGAAGACCGGGAACCCUGACAUCACCCACACCAGGAGUGACCUACCCAACAGACAGACCUAUGACUGGUCCACCGGCACCAACAACGUCUCCAUCAUCCUGGCGUCCUACCACGACGGGGACUUGGCACACUACUGGCGAGAACUGAGUCAGUUCGGGACACCCAUCCCUGGCAGUCUCCCAGGAGCGAAUGCCGUUACCGACGUCGUCAAGAAGAGAGUUGAGAAGUACCUGAGCGCCAUCUACAACGUCAGCCAAUCUGACAUCCCCGAGGCUGUGGGGGGCGCAAUGAUGUUGUGGGACAAGUAUCCUUUCCAAGCUGCAUGGAGCUAUUUCAAGCCCGGAUUUGACGAACGAAAAGUUCGCGAUUUGAUAGCCAAACCGUCCCCGUCCGAUGACGUGCACAUCGUCAGCAACUCCUGGGCUGCAGACGAUCUUCAAGGAUGGAUUGAAGGAACGUUGAGAGCUGUUGAUGUCGUCAUCAGCAAAUAUCUCCCUGAAAGUGGGUAGGCGUGAAGGAAUCAUUGCCUUUGUGGUUUGAAACAGUACAGUCCUCAGUAAUGAUUAUGUUGUUAAUUAUAGUUCGUAGUAAUAGCUAGAUAGCAGAAAAUUGUUUAAACUAAGUGAAUGAGUGAGAAUGGUUUUACGCCGUUAUUUGCAAUAUUCCAGCAAUAUCACGGAGGGGACAGCAGAAAUGAACUUCACAUAUUGUACCUAUGUGGAGAAUUCGACGUGAUGGGCGAAACAUUAACCACUAGGCUACCCCACCGUCCCGCCUAUUCUACGUAACAUGUCUCUCAUAGUGUUACCUUAAUAUAAUUGCAAUGUAUUCUUAUAUUUGCUUAUUCUGUAGUAGGGCUCCAUGUUGACUAAUGGGAGAAUAGAUGAGACAUGUGUUGUGUUUUUAUUCAAAGUGUAUUUUUAUAUUUUGCUGUAUCGUGAAAUGUGAUGUACUCAUGUACUCUAUUCAUAAAGGAUAUCAAGUGUU